AUCUCGAUAAGGUGUUACCCAAGCAGAGUUCUCUAGGCUCCCAUUGUCCCAAAGAUGAAGUUCCUCUUCGUGGUUGCCCUUAUCGCACUGGCCGUUCAGGUGGCCUAUUCUGCAUCUUCCUCAACAACCACAACUACAACCGCUGCAACCACUACAACCACCACCACCGAUGCCACAACCACCACAACUGCCUCCUCCACCCACAAGCGCUGUUGGAAGGGCAACAACUGGUGCCACACCCGCAUCCCCAAGCGGAAGUGCAAGCACCCGAAGAGGUGCCACAAGACCGUCGUCAUCGUGACCCACAAGAAAGGAUAAAAAUGCACAGGAGUGAAGUUGUUUUAAAGAAGUAAUAAAAUGAAAAAGUAUA
Molecule: messenger RNA, 370 nt
Organism: Drosophila biarmipes
Lineage: Eukaryota; Metazoa; Arthropoda; Insecta; Diptera; Drosophilidae
Product: protein new-glue 1-like
Exons: 1
Coding region: 55-318 (87 amino acids)
Source: RefSeq, a predicted model, not a curated record